AUGGGGUCGGGUUCGAACAAGUCGAAAAGCUCAAACGAAAUUCCAACUCCUCAGUCCCAAUAUAAGGGAGGAGGUACAGCAUUGUCGAUUAAUCCUUUGGAUCCUAAAGCAACACCCUACGUACGCAUACGUGAGAGGUCACCAACACCACCUCCGCCAAGCGCGAAGUUAUUCUUGUUCGAAUUCGAAGUAGAGGAUACCGGUCCCGGAAUUCCGGAUCAUAUGCAGCAGAGAGUUUUCGAACCUUUCGUCCAGGGUGAUCUAGGUCUCAGCAAGAAGUUUGGAGGAACUGGCCUAGGGUUGAGCAUUUGCCAGCAGUUGGCAAAUCUGAUGGGUGGAAGUAUUUCUUUAAGAAGUACUGUCGGUGUUGGCACUACUUUCACAAUGCAAAUACCAUUGAAGUACACCAAGGAUAGGACCUCCAGUACAGCUUCGAGUAGUGUCAAGUCACGCCCGACUAGCAUUAGUUCGGUCGAUGGGGAUACCAGAAAAAACUCCCUAACAUUAACUCAAACUGCAGCGGGUGCUAACGCCAAUGUGCUUGAUCAAAAACCGCGUCUUGUUGGACUUAGCCAGCCUUUCUUUGCUACUACCCCCAAUGCUAAGGCACAGCCGACCCCGACCCCAGAUGAUCGAAUGAAAGCUAUAGAGAUGGCUAAGGCAAGUAAAGGUGACGGGAAGCUGCGAGUUCUCGUCGCCGAGGACAACCCCACCAACAUUGAGGUUGUCAGCAGGAUGUUAAAACUAGAAGAUGUAUACGAUGUGACCAUCGCAAAAGACGGCCAGGAAGCGUACGAACUCGUAAAGGCGAACAUGGAAAAUAAUCUUUAUUUCGACUUAAUUUUCAUGGACAUUCAAAUGCCUAACCUUGAUGGGCUACAGAGCACUCGCCUCAUUCGGAAGAUGGGAUACUCAGCACCGAUUGUGGCACUGACAGCCUUCUCGGAAGAGAGCAAUAUUAAAGAUUGCAUGGAAUCCGGGAACGAAUUCUUAAGCAAGCCUAUCCGUCGACCCGCACUUAAGCAAGUUCUUAAGAAGUUCGCAACAAUUCCUGAGGAGCCAGAAACGGCAUCCCAAUUAACUAGGAAGAGUACCCCUGAAAAGGGCGACCGACCCGCCAUGGCCCGGGCACUGAACGGAGAAGCCCCUACGCCUUCAAAUUCAACCCCCACCCCUAAAGAGCAUCCCAUUAUGAAUGGCGUACAUCCAAUCACGAAUACAAAAAUAUGA
Molecule: messenger RNA, 1230 nt
Organism: Daldinia childiae
Lineage: Eukaryota; Fungi; Ascomycota; Sordariomycetes; Xylariales; Hypoxylaceae
Product: Two-component system protein B
Exons: 2
Coding region: 1-1230 (409 amino acids)
Biological process (GO): protein autophosphorylation; phosphorelay signal transduction system
Molecular function (GO): phosphorelay sensor kinase activity; histidine phosphotransfer kinase activity
Source: RefSeq, a predicted model, not a curated record